Molecule: messenger RNA, 3411 nt
Organism: Acanthocheilonema viteae
Lineage: Eukaryota; Metazoa; Nematoda; Chromadorea; Rhabditida; Onchocercidae
Source: the annotation of a GenBank genome assembly
AUGGUUCUAAGUGGGUGGGUGGGAGUUGUGAUGUUGCGCGGGUUAGAGGUCAUGCGGUGUCUUGUUAGAACUUUAUUUUAUGACAUUGUAGGUAUUUUUCUAUUUAAUACGUUUACAUAUCUCAUUGGUGGUGUGUUGGUUGAAAUAGACUGCGAUCGUGCUAAUCGGGAAAAGCAACCAGCACUGUAUUCCGGUUUUAUUCCGCUACAAUCGCUUCACUUAUCUUUUCACCCGGUUAGCAGAUCUUCACCAACCGACUAUAUGAUUGCGGCAGAAGAGGAGAGUCUUGCGGAAUCAUUUAUAAACAAGGAAGAAACUAUGGAGCAAGAAGAUGGUGAAGUUAGUGAUGCGUCCAACUGUGAUAUAGUGAAUGAUGAAGGUGAAAUAGUGGAUCAACAAAUGAGCCAAUCAAACCGUGAAGAGGAUGAUAUAUCAGCAAAGACAGACGUUAACGUUUCGAAGAAAACAGCUCUUGAAAAAUUAAAGAAUAUGAGUUUUAGUUCUAAAUCGAAACUUCCUGUACGAAGUUCAUCAAUGGAGCGACGAGAAAGAGAAAAAAAAGAUCGACAAACUCUCAUAACACCAAAACUGCAACAUUCACCUCGUCGCGACAACGACGAAGAAAGGCGGCAAAGGAAAAGGCGUUGGGAAGAGCGGAAUGAUGAACAGGAACAUCAUCAGACACUUGUUGAAGAACGACCUAGGCCAUUGAGGGAGGCCGUUACCGCUGCCCAUGUGACACCAUUACCAAUAAGUAAACCUUUGGAGCCAGCUCGUCCUAAUGAUCAGCCUCAUACGUUGCGGCAACGCAUCGAAAAACUCAUUACUGUCCAGGAGAGCGAAGCUAUUAACAUGUCCGACAAAGAACUCAGAAAUUUGAUAGCACGAAUGUGUGAACUCAGUAAAGAACAGCAACGAUUACAGCGAGGUCGACAAAUUCAAUUUGAUACACUACAAGAAAUAUAUAUGGAGGUGAAGGAUGACAUUGAGAAAUUGUACAUCCGCGUUCCGGUUCAUUUGCGAAUGGAUUUUCCGCUUCCACCCCAAACUCUGCAUCCUUCUGCUUCAUCUUCCGGCGGUCCAUUACAAAUGAACGGGAGAACGACUGCUUUUCAACUGGAGCAGCGAUUCCGGUUACCAAGUCGUUUCGAUCCAUCUCAGACUGUUACAAAUGCAAACAUGCAGCUGAAUUCUGGCAAUGAUCCUGAAGUCAUUGUGCGAAACAAAGAAGGAUGCGUUGGAGGACGAAUAGGAUUCGGUGAAGUUGGAAGUGUUUCUAGCGAUGCGCAGAGGGCAUUAGGUAGUAGGAAUGGGGGAAUUUACAGUAGUUUGAAUGAGCACGGAAUGUUCGAAGAUAUAAGUCGAAUUGGAUUGGGGAGCGGUGGUACAUUGCUAAGGAAUGAUGGCGGAUCAAAUCCAACUACUACUGUGGAGCGUGUUCCUCAUACAGAUUCAAGUUCGGAGCCGAUAAUACAUUCUGCUAACGGUAAAAAACCGCCAUUUCCUAGCUUGAACGGUCCUGCCCAUUUAGAUCAGUCUGCUUCAGUGAUCCCUUCAACGAGCGCAUGUGAUCUUGGUCCUAAGCCGCUAUUCAGCAGGUUAGACUUCGGUGACGGUAGUUCCAGAUUUUCUGAAGGCGGAUCUUCUCAUGAUUUGCCAGCUCAGAUGAGUAGCUUUAGCGAUCGCCCGGCGCAAUUAAUGAGCUUUGGUAAUACAGCCAGUCCAAAUCAGGCAUCACAUUCCAUGGGACGACAAAUCUACGACACUCCUGAUAAAUCAGCAACAUCAACGUAUACUGUGGUGCAGACAAAUGCUUUAAAGAAAAUAGAAUCUGGAGAGAAUGAUGGUGGCAUACGAACAGUAAAUCAGCACUCUUUCAUACACUCGGGAUCACAAGGCCCGAAUAGUUUCAUCCAUCUGAAUAAGACUCCUUCUCCAAUGUCUGAUUUUUCCCCGAAUGUUUCAUUGAGAGCAGUAUCGAAUUCAGUGGAUACCGACAGUGCUCUGUGUAGCACAUAUCAUGGAAGUCCAAUCCGUUUGAACUCAAACGAGAUUCAAAGCAGCUCACAAGUACCUCUUCCAAAUCUUUCCGAGCCACCUCCACCUUUUGGAACAGCUCCUAUAAAUGGCCCAUCUGUAUUACGGAAUAAAGUAUCGAAUACGGUUUUUUUGAAUACGAUGCAAAGUUCCAAUAUUGUACCAUCGCAAGCAAUACCAGCACCAACUGGUUCUGCUCCAGCGUACCCUUCGGAGCAUGCUGUUGGUACCAUUCAACCACUUUCCUCGACCUCCACUACUAGCGCGCUGAAUGUUUUAUCUGGAAACAACAAUGCUACCCAGAACUUGCAACCACAACCCGGGAAUGCUACCGUUGCCGCUGCGCAGCCAUUAAUAUCAUUACAUUCCGGAUCAUCUGCAGUCAGCGUUCCGCCUCCUGACUUCUCUGUUCCUCCACCGUUAGCACCAUCACUGACAGCAAGAGCAAAUGUUGCUAAAUCUAUCACUACUAAUCUUUUAAAUCAUGCUGAGCCAGCCAGCUCUGCUGAUUCAAGGACAGGACCAAACCCAGCUCUCCAAAGAAGUUUGUCACAUAUAAAGGGAGGAGUAUUAACAAGUAGUACUGUACUGACUGGUUUACCUUCAAUGAAUGUCCCACCACCUUCCUUUUCGAUACCACCUCCUCGAGCACCAAAUGUUGGCCCUGUAUUUCCCACUCCUCCACCGAUGGCUACUAGUGGAAUAACUUCUGGACCGAGACCUGCUAAUUUGGUAUCUCCCAUAGUUGUGCCACCUCCAAAUCUUAUGUCGGGACCAGUAAGUUUAAACUGUCCACCACCUGAUAUGUCUCAACCUCCACCUAACAUCCGUAGUACGCUGGGAGCGAGCAAUCCAGAAAAUAUUCAGCAAAUUGUCAAUGCAGUGGUUGGUCAAUCUACUGUAAGUGGCCAGACGCCUGUAGAAGUUGUAACAGAAUUAAUCGCAAAUGCUUACAAUAGAGCUGGAGGCGUCAGGCUUCAUCAUGAUGCAUCAUUAAAGCAGCGAAUGUCUGUAGCCACGGAGAACACCGUCAUGAUGAAUAAAAUGAGAACUCCUACACCCGCUGGACCACCAAGACCACUUUCUUCGGUAGGCAAAUUGCCACCACCACUUAUGCUUUCACCUGGAACUCGUGGUGGUCCCGCCUCGAGAAUUUCUAGUUUUAACAAGCGCAAAGGAUUGCAGAUUCGACCAUCAUCAACUCGUCCGCAGCAGCGUCAAAAGCGACAAAUCAGCGAUAUGGUAGCCAUCAUUCCGGAUGAACAUGCACGGUGUGGAAGUGGCAACGGUUGGACAGUUUCGAAGCACAGCGGGUUACGUAGCCCAGAAGCUUCCAAGCAAGCUGGAAAUGUGGUGCCAGGUGUUGGUUGGUGA